Molecule: messenger RNA, 647 nt
Organism: Dioscorea cayenensis subsp. rotundata (Guinea yam)
Lineage: Eukaryota; Viridiplantae; Streptophyta; Magnoliopsida; Dioscoreales; Dioscoreaceae
Product: autophagy-related protein 8C-like
Exons: 6
Coding region: 129-488 (119 amino acids)
Biological process (GO): cellular response to nitrogen starvation
Source: RefSeq, a predicted model, not a curated record
CCAAAUUCAUCCCCGAAUUGUGAGGAAAGAUCCCACUUUUCCAUCGUCGCCGUCUUUCGAUCGGUUGUUUCAUCGAUCGAUUCGAUCCCAAUUUAGGCUUUUGUUGUUGAAAUCGGAGAGAAGACGUGAUGGCAAAGAACUCGUUCAAGUUGGAGCAUCCCCUUGAGAGGAGACAGGCUGAAGCUUCUCGUAUCAGAGAGAAAUAUCCUGACAGAAUUCCUGUGAUUGUUGAGAAGGCUGAAAAGAGUGAUAUUCCUGAUAUUGACAAGAAAAAGUACCUGGUUCCUGCUGAUCUUUCCGUUGGACAAUUUGUUUAUGUUGUUCGCAAGAGGAUUAAACUCAGUGCUGAGAAGGCCAUCUUCAUUUUUGUGAAGGACACUCUCCCACAAACAGCUGCUCUGAUGUCUGCAAUCUAUGAGGAGAACAAAGAUGAAGAUGGUUUUCUCUAUAUGACCUACAGUGGGGAGAACACAUUUGGUUCAUUCUGAAGCCAAUAAACAACAAAAUGAAGGAAGCCCCUGUGUAAAUAGCUUACCAAAAAAUAAAAAAACAAAAACAAAAAAAUGUCUAUUCUCAUGUCUCUCUUGCAUUAGUGACAUUUAUUUAGUUUUAAUGACAUCAGUGAAUUAGAAUUAUAGUUGUCUUUA